CUUUACGGCAUAAAUAGGCCUUCCGCAGCGCAGAGAAAGAACCUCGUUCAUGCGUGUGGUUUGUUUUGCUUGGUGCGCCUGUAUUGCCUGAGAUACAAUGGGAAAAGAGGAUGAAACGGACCGGACUCUGUUCAUCAGUAACCUGGAUAAAAGAGUGACGGAGGAGCUUUUGUUCGAGUUGUGUGUACAGGCAGGACCUCUCAUCAGAACCAAGAUCCCCAAGGCUCCCGACGGGACGCAGAAAACCUUUGGCUUCGCGUUUUACAAGCACGAAGUGUCCGUGCCGUACGCCGUGCAGCUCUUCAACGGGAUGAAGCUGUACGGCAAAAAAAUCAAUGCGCACUUCAAAUCAGGAAGCAGCCAUAACAGCAGCCCUGGGAACUCGCAGAAUACAAGUCCUGCAAAUACUCCUAAUCCCCAUGGGCAGAGGGCACAAGUCCAGUUGAAUUCUCCACCAUAUACUCCUCCACCAUAUACUCCUCCUCAAAUGCAGAGAUCCUUUUCAUCUCCUGAAAACCUGCAAAAACAAGUCGUGAUGAGCAAUAUGAUGUGGCAGCUCCAGAUGCAGCAGUUUGACCAGAUGAAUGGCGGCUUCCCCAGGCCUAUGCAGAGGCUGCAGCCUGGAGGUGGAAAUUGUGGUGGAGGUGCCCCGAGGCAACAAGAUAACUCGCCCUAUCUACUUCAGUCACACCAGAGCAGUGGCGGCGCUCACCACAGCAGAAACCAACGCUACGCAGACGAGCCAGGCUCUGGCCGUCACCAGCAACACAGUCACAGCCGGGACAGCUACCAUCACCAUGAUGACAGGAGCGGCUCCCGUCACCAUGACAACAGAGAUGGCAGCCGACACUACAAUGACAGAAACGGCAGCCGUGGCUACCAAGAUAGUAGAUGGAGACGAUACUGAGAGACCACUGGGAUUUCUGUAAAGACUUUUGUUUUUACAUAUUUGUGGACAGCUUCUUAAAGAGGAUCAUGAAUAUAUGUUUAAAAAAAAAAAAAGAGUGCACUCAGGUUGUUUUAUAUAUGAUCCUACCAGUUUGAAGAUUUACUAACUUAUGCCUUAGUGCCAUUAUUGUUUACUUUUAAUGUGUUUUUAACUUUAUACAGUUCUUUCAGAUAUGACUUUUUCCUCACAAGUGUUGCUGACAUAAUGGGGGAAUCAAUAUGUACAUAUCAUGAGAGAGCAAGGUCUAUAAUUACAUAUACAAAAAAUCAGAUUUUGCUGGUACUCAUUAUUGAAACGUUAACAAAAAAAAAUUCAAAUGUGUUAAAUAUUUUUUGAUGAUAUUGGCCAGAUUUUAUAU
Molecule: messenger RNA, 1307 nt
Organism: Myripristis murdjan (pinecone soldierfish)
Lineage: Eukaryota; Metazoa; Chordata; Actinopteri; Holocentriformes; Holocentridae
Gene: rbm7
Product: RNA binding motif protein 7
Exons: 5
Coding region: 98-907 (269 amino acids)
Biological process (GO): regulation of alternative mRNA splicing, via spliceosome
Cellular component (GO): nucleus
Molecular function (GO): single-stranded RNA binding
Source: RefSeq, a predicted model, not a curated record